Acipenser ruthenus (sterlet) is the source of this 9290-nucleotide messenger RNA. Its product is annotated as protocadherin-11 X-linked-like. Bases 875 to 4504 code for a protein of 1209 amino acids. The transcript is spliced from 5 exons. Gene Ontology annotation, molecular function: calcium ion binding. NCBI's taxonomy places the organism in Eukaryota, Metazoa, Chordata, Actinopteri, Acipenseriformes, Acipenseridae. Gene Ontology annotation, biological process: homophilic cell-cell adhesion. The record is from RefSeq and is a predicted model, not a curated record. Gene Ontology annotation, cellular component: plasma membrane.
UCAGUGUGACUUUAAGGAAAAACUGUAAUAUGUAUUCAGUCCUACGCCCCUCCUUCCUCGAUGAUGUCAGCAGGCGGAGGACUGCUCGGCAGUACUAAUGGGCUGAGUUGAUCUUGCACAAAUGAGACGGCUUGAGCUUUUGCACACAGAACGAAAGACCGUAACACUUCAUUCAGCAACUUCUGAGCGAUGCUGCAGCAUUGUGCUCUAACCGGGAUCGUCUUUACUAACUAGUGUUAGUGUUCGUUAAAGAAAGCCGAGCUGAAAUACCCACUGUAGAAAACAGCACAUUAAAAGAAAAAGAAAAAAAAAAAAAAAAAAGGUUUAAUGACUGACUGCACUACUGGCGUGCAUCUAAAUUGUGGAUAAGCUAAAAUGACCACGUUAUAAAGAAAACUUUGUGCAGACCAAACAAGGACAAUAAGAGCAUAUUUUUUAAUAACUUGGACUAAAAAUGAAAAUUCUCACCUGAAGCCCCGAUCUGAACUCGCAGAACAGUGAAGCGCCUUGGAACACCGGUCAUUUUGUACUUGGAAUUGCACUGCAGCUUGCACGGGCUAAUAGAAUUUAGAGGAAUUACAGUAUUCUGUUUCUUAACGUACAUUUUUGUUUCAGAAUAAUUUGAACCUUGGACUUCUUAAGACAUGGAUCGUUGUCAGUAGUUGGAUUUCAAUGUAUGUAUUUCUUUAUUUUUCUUGAGAGUGGAGAACCAUCAAUAUUGUUCUACUUCUGUCUAGCAUGGAACAACAUCUUAGUGCACUGAUGUCAUUACGUGUUGGGGAUUGUAAAUAAAUUGGCACAUUUAGCCCAAAGGAAUUUUGAGUUCUCCAGACUUUGGCAGCCUUAAGGAGAAGGCACUCAUCCCUGUGUGAAUAUGAACUUGGUAUCCAAAGCAUUCCUAAAUGUGGCUUUGUUAGCCUGCAUCAUCUUACAGUCUGGAGCUCAGGAGAAGGACUACACAGUGCGAGAAGAGCUACCAGAAAAUGUCCUGAUCGGGAACCUGGGCAAGGACCUGGACUUGGCCUUAGACCCGAAUAUCAAGCUAUCUUCCCCACUCCAGUUCAAGUUGGUGUACAAGACUGGGGAUGUGGCCUUGGUGCGGGUGGAGGAGAACACAGGGGAGAUUUUCACCACCUCCAACCGCAUCGACCGGGAGAAGGUCUGCUCAGGGAUCCACAGCGAGAGCCGCUGCUUCUAUGAGGUGGAGGUGGCUGUGCUGCCCGACGAGGUCUUCAGACUGGUUAAGAUCCGCUUCCUCAUCGAGGACAUCAAUGACAACGCCCCACUCUUCCAGUCCACCGUUAUCAACAUCUCCAUUCCAGAAAACACAGCCAUCAACUCACGCUACCCUGUCCCCUCUGCUCUGGAUCUUGAUGUGGGUAUAAAUGGAAUACAGCACUAUGAGCUUGUGAAGAGUGUAAGUGAAUUUGGACUGGACAUCAUUGAAACCCCAGAGGGAGACAAAUGGCCACAGCUGAUUGUCCAGCAGAACCUUGAUCGAGAGCAGAAGGACACAUUUGUCAUGAAGAUCAAGGUGGAAGAUGGAGGGUCACCACCAAAGUCCAGCACUGCCAUCCUCCAAGUGACCAUUGCAGAUGUCAAUGACAACCGCCCUGUGUUCAAGGAAAGUGAACUUGAGUUGAGCAUCCCAGAAAAUGCCCCAGUUGGUACUUCAGUCACACAACUUCAUGCUACGGAUGCUGACCUGGGCUUGAACGCACAGAUCCACUUUUCCUUUAGCAACCAAAUUUCCAAUGCUGCCAAAAGGCUCUUCAAUAUUGACAGUACCUCUGGAUUGAUCACUAUUAAAGAACCACUAGACAGGGAAGCGUCUCCAGUUCAUAAAUUGACAGUAUUGGCUAGUGAUGGAAGCUCUACCCCUUCUAGAGCUAUAGUGACAGUCAACAUUACAGAUAUCAAUGACAAUGUCCCCUCCAUAGACACAAGGUAUAUCAUCAACCCCAUCAAUGGGACAGUCCUUUUAUCAGAAAAAGCUCCUCUCAACACCAAAAUCGCUCUGAUUACAGUGAUGGACAAGGAUGCUGACUUGAAUGGGAAAGUCACUUGUUACACUGACCAUGAUGUUCCCUUUCGAUUGAAACCUGUCUUUGACAAUCAGUUCUUGCUGGAGACUGCGGCUCCUCUGGAUUAUGAGACAACCAGGGAGUACGCUAUUAAGAUUGUGGCAUCCGAUUCGGGAAAGCCUCCACUCAACACUUCAGCUAUGGUUCUGAUAAAGAUCAAAGAUGAGAAUGACAAUGUCCCGACUUUUACCCAACCAGUUAUAGGACUGUCCAUUCCAGAAAAUAAUGCGCCUGGGACUCAGUUGACAAAAAUUAGCGCAACUGAUGCGGACAGCGGGCGUAAUGCAGAGAUCAAUUAUUCCCUGGGAUAUGACGCCCCUUCAGUUUUCAAUCUAGACCGCAGGUCAGGAAUCCUGUCAGUGGUGCGCAGAUUGGACAGGGAAAAGCAGGACAAGUACACCUUCACGGUUGUGGCUAAGGAUAAUGGCUCCCCUUCUCUGCAGAGCAACGCCACUGUGAUGGUGAUGGUCCAGGAUCAAAAUGACAACAGUCCGGCUUUCACCCACAAUGAAUACAACUUCUAUGUGCCCGAAAACUUACCUUUGUAUGGUACAGUGGGCUUGAUCACAGUAACGGAUGUGGACUCUGGAGAUAAUGCAGUUAUCACCCUUUCCAUAUUGAAUGGCAGAGACAACUUUAUCAUAGAUCCUAAAACUGGAGUUAUUAAGCCCAACAUCACCUUUGACAGAGAACAGCAAAGCUCUUACACCUUUGUGGUAAAGGCUGUAGAUGCAGGUCGGCCUCAGCGUUCCUCGCUUGCCAAGGUCACCAUCAAUGUUGUGGAUAUAAAUGACAACCGGCCUGUGUUUGUUAUCCCAUCCUCCAACCACUCUUAUGAUUUAGUCAAAUCAACCACCAGCCCAGGCUCUGUGGUGACAAGAGUGUUUGCUAUAGACAAUGACACUGGCAUGAAUGCAGAACUUCACUACAGCAUCAUUGGUGGUGCCGCUAGGGGGUUGUUUUCCAUUGAUAAAAUUACUGGCAACAUUACAUUGCAAGAAAAGAUUGUAGCUGCAGAUCAGGGCUUGCACAGGCUUGUAGUCAAAGUCAAGGACUUGGGGCAGCCUGAAUCGUUAUAUGCCAUUGCUCUAGUGCAUUUGUUUGUCAAUGAAACUGUGGCCAAUGUCACAUACAUUCAAGAGCUUGUGUAUAAAAGCAUGGAAACUCCUUUGGAUCGGAACGUAGGUGACAGCAUGGUGACCCCCCAGAACAAUGGGUACAUCAUAGUAGUUAUUGCAAUCAUUGCAGGGACCAUGACAGUGAUUCUGGUCAUAUUUGUCACAGCUCUGGUGCGCUGCCGACAAACACCCAGGCACAAAGUGGUGCAAAAGAGCAAACAGAGUGGCGAGUGGGUGUCCCCUAACCAGGAGAACCGGCAAACCAAGAAGAAAAAGAAGAAGAAGAAGAGGUCUCCCAAGAGCCUCCUCUUGAACUUUGUCACCAUAGAAGAAUCUAAGCCAGAUGACCCGGCCCAUGAGCACAUUAAUGGAACCUUGGACCUCCCAGUGGAGUUGGAAGAGCAGACUAUGGGAAAGUACAACUGGGUCACCACACCCUCAACCUUCAAACCGGACAGUCCAGAUUUGGCUAAGCAUUACAAGUCCACCUCCCCUCAGCCCACCUUCCAGAUCAAACCUGAGACCCCGGUCCCGCCCAAGAAACAUCAUGUCAUUCAGGAGCUUCCGCUGGAUAACACCUUUGUGGUGGGUUGCGACUCACUCUCCAAGUGUUCUUCAAGCAGCUCGGAUCCCUACAGUGUCUCUGAGUGCAGCUGCCAGGGAGGCUUCAAGACCACCGGGCCCAUUCACACACGCCAGUCGCAGCGCCGUGUCACUUUCCACCUGCCGGAUGGCUCUCAGGAGAGUUGCAGUGACAGUGGGCUAGGGGACCAUGAGCCCACAAGCAGUGCCAGCACCACCCAGCCCCUGCCUCUCGGCUUCCCUCAGGAGGAGUACUAUGAGCAGACCUCGCCCAACAGCCGCACUGAGGGGGACGGCAACUCAGACCCCGAGUCCACAGCUAUCGAAGUGAAUCUGCAGAAAGCACUCGCUGAAGCCUCAGAGACCUGCACACAGGAGUGCCUCAUCCUGGGACACUCUGACAGCUGCUGGAUGCCGCCCUCCUUGACCCAGUUCCAACAAACCACAAGCGCCUCGCUGCCUACCUUUGGAUUCCAGCAGGGCUGGGCCCGGGGAACCAAGCCUGAUGGUCGCCACACUCUGAGCAGGUCUGUCCCGAAAGACGAAAUCGAUAAGGGUCAGGGAGGGAACAGGCCGCAGUUCUACAACACUCUGGAUAGACACUGUAGCACCAAGGAAGAUCCUGUCAAGGUCAUCCCCCUGGCUAACUUCACCCCAUCAAGCCAGCAGGCUCCAGUCUCUGGGGGGACCACCACCUUUGUAAAUGAGCAUCAGCUAUAAAACCAAGCCUAGGAAGCUGUAACCCACAAACACCCUCUCGGUGGUGGAUGUCCAUUUGUAGCUUCUGCUUUACGUCCAUGCACAUGCCAGCUUGCAUUUGCGGUAUAGCAGUUUUGCUAAUAUCUAUGUAAAUAAAUCUGAGACGCAAAUUUGCUUUAGUGGAAAAAAGGAUCUGAGGUUAAGAAUACAAGUGCUUAAGAUUCCGAAAUGGCCCUGUACAUAUUAAGGUAGUUUUAUGCCAAAGUGGUACCUAAAUCAGGAUAAGGUUGUUUAGAUAUAGGGAUGCAAAUCUUGUUUGGAUAUAAGGAUGCAAAUUACUCAGAAGCUGCAAAAAACAUUUGGCACAGAAUGAAAUUAAAAUAUUUCUGUAGUAAAAAGAGACUUUUGUGAAAAUUGCAGUAGUUCAGUAAUGCUUAAAAGUAUACAGGCUAGUUGUUAAAGUAAUUGUAGCACUACUUGUUAGUAUGUCUAGACUAAACACAAGAAACAUAAAAGGAAACCAUACCUUAACAGUAGGCUUCUCAGACCCAGAUUAGAAAUAAUCUCGUAAUAUUUUACCAAAUGGAGCAUUAGCUAGUCCAAGAUUAAUUCUAAUCAGGGUCUGUGACACCAAUUUUAAGAGAGCUAAGUAUCCCAUGUGACUGCUGUUUUCUCAAGCCGCAAGCCCUCCAGAUCAAUACACUGACAAUUUAGGUCUUUCUUAAUACCUUUCUUAUGCAAAUAUUGUGCUAGUCUUUACUUAUCUCAUUAACAUAAGAGCCCCAAUAACUCAGGAGCAUUGAAGACCAAUUAUAAUUUUACAUUUUCUCUUUUAUUAUUUCAAAUUGUUUAACGCAUAAGAGUAGUGUGCAUCAUGAUAUGUGCUAUGGAACCAAUUAUGAAAAUAUCUCCUUUGCAUAAUUACUUAGAUCAGUAGACCAGUCAUAGCCCUGGAUGAUGGCAGUCUAACAAAUUAAUUGGCUUUUCUUUUCUACUUUCAUUUACCUUGCAUAGUUUAUAGGAGUGUUGCAUAGGAAUGUGUUGAACACUGUACAAUAAUUUACAGAACUACAAUCAGGUUAGACCGUUAUAUACCUUCUGCACCAUCUUACAAAAACAAAACAAAGUGCAGCAGUCAGCAAAGAUAUAUUGAAUUGUGUUUCAAGACAAGUCCCAAUCUGGAUUGUUCUACUUUUCUGAACAGCUUUCAAAUUGCACUGAAACAAACAAACCAAACUGAGUUUUUUUUUAUUUUGCCCCAGUGAAAGAGUACCUCCCAAGGUGGUCUCGGUUUGGUACUAUCAAAACAAACUCUGGAAGGCACUGGGUUUGUUUGGAGCAUUUGAAAGUUUCAUCAGUGCCGUUUGUGAUACAUUGUUUGGUACUCCCAAGUAAGCUUCAGUUUCAUUGAUAUCAAUAUAAAUAAUGUACAUUUUGUUGAAAACUAGCUUUAAGUGCCAAACUUCGUUUCUUACCCUUAUCAAACCUUUGAGAAACGUAGAGAUUAAAGAUUAUGCUCAGAGACAGGAAUGUUCUAGAUCUGUUUGCAAUGUGCUGCAAAUUCUCCCUAUAUUCAGGUAUUUUUAAGCUUAUUCUUGUGCUACACCAAAGCUUAGUGGUAAAUCCAAAUCAUGUAUUCUUAAGUUUCUCAAUUGGUUAUUGAAGUGCUGCUUUCAGAAACAGUACUUACUAACUAGUUUUGUAAGUGAUAAUUUCAGACCUUAAAUACUCUGCACUUACCAGCUUCAUAAGUUAUAGGGCAUGUACAGUAUGUGCCUGUUAUUGAUGUACAAUGCAUAGGACCCCAAAGCUCUUCUACUCCUAAGCGAUUAAACAAAAUGAAUAACUGCAGCUGAAAUUGCAAUCAACAUAAAGUAAAUACAUGUUAAAAUAUACUGGGUGAUUCAUAAUUACACCAGUGUUGUUUUGCAUUGUUUUCCACUUACUGUAAAUGUUGACAUUAUUGAACUACCCCUCUUGUUGACCAAACCGUGCGUCACAGAGUCUCUCUGUCAGACAUUUUUCUUUUGCAUAUCAUCCUCCACUUUUCAUGAUGCUCCGAUAAUGUAAAUUAUCCAUCACCCGUACAUAUCAGAUAAGACAGGACAGAUGCAGAAUUUACACAGGUGUGUCAAAAGUCAUUGCAUUCUGCUGCUUAAUAUAGGUGUUGGCUACAGAAUUGUGACAUUGUGUUCAACAGUUAUACAUAUCUGCUGUAAAUAUGGCAAAUGAGCUCUGGUCUGUAAGCAUUUGGCUGAAAAAGAUAAACUUUUGAUCGAUCUGUUUAUUUUCAUGGAGGAACAAUGCAUUCGGUGAUAUCUCUGCUCAGUGCACAAAGCUUAAAAUCAACAAGGAAAGCAUGCAGGUUAGUGAUCCAAAUGAUUACUUCAUUAUAAAUGAGUCAACCCAGCAGAGGAAUUAAGUGUGCCAUAAGAGUUCCUGUGUAGAUUGCCAUUAUAGGGCUGCACUGUUGCUCGUUGAACCAAAAGAAGACACACUUGCAUCAGCUUCUAUUCCCUAUCUAGCAUUGUAAUUGAUUAAUACAUUUAAUUAAGGAAUAUAAUAACUGCUGGCAUUCUUAGGGGAACCUGACAUCUGCACACCCAAUGCCAGACUUCAUUCUUGAAUAAGAGAUCAUUUUGUUCUGGAUAUAUCUCGCUUCUCAUUGAUGGAAAAGUCACGUGGUAAUAUUCCAUGAAUGCUAAACUAGUUCAGUGACACCAUUAUUCUUCUACAUUACACGCUUGAGAGGCUCAAAGAACUAGGAGGGUACUGCAAUGUAUUUAAAUGCAAAGCCAAUACCCUCGACCAUGGAGUUACUUAGACACAACUCCUUAUUGCUAAGUAUGUCCAUUAAUGUAUUCCUGUUGGUGUAGGUCAUUUGAAAUAUUCCCAACAGUGAUUUCUAGUUGCAGUUUUAUAUCUGUUCCAUAAGAAAGGUGGGUGUUAUAGUGUAGGGUGGUAGUAUGUCUAGAUAAUUCUGCUGUAGCCAACGCAGGAUGGGAUACUUAAGGGGGCGUAUCACAUGUAGGUGUUGUUCCUUUACUGUUUUCGACCCAGUUUUAAAUGAUAUAAAUGUAAUUUAACUCUCUGACCUUCAGCACAAUGAUUAAUGGCUUAGGGAGAACCAAGAAGAUAUAGGGCUGGAUAUAAGACUUGAUUCAUCCUCAGUGUGUUUAUAACACUAACACAAACAGUGCUCUUGUUUCAAGGUCAAUAUACAGAAGAGAUAGAAAAGUGCAGCUUUUUCUAUAUAAAUAGGCCCACAUUUAAAAUUCAUAGUAAAAGUAGGUACUUGAUGAUUUCUUGCUUCUCAUUUAUCAGACUUUAAAUAGUAUUAAGUAUUAAGAUGGUGGCAAUAUAAAAGUGUGAUUGUUACACUAAUUUGUAAAAUGAUCUUAGAAAUGUAUAUGAUAAAGUGAAAGGGCAAUAUAUUUAAAACUAUCAUAAUCAUAAAUCAUAAAUGAAAUCUCCUGGUCCCUAAUGGGUAGAUGCAUCACCGUUGAAUAAUUAAUGCACAGACUGCUGAAAUUAUAGAGGAGUAAGAAUGGGGGGGCUACAAUUAAUUGUAUCAUUUUUAUUUAAUGUUCCUCAUGUUUUCACUAAUGAGAAAAGCGUGAAAAAAAGACAUGAAAUGUGUUUAUUUGACCAACUGUGCUAACUAAAAGUUUAAAUACUAUAGCAUGAAUUUCUUUGAUAUGAUUGCACGGGCAACAUGAAAUACCAUUAUUGUACCCUUAUGAAAAGGUUUUAGUUUGGAAAGGCCCACUACAAAACCAACAAACAAGCAGGAAAGUAUACAUGUGUUAAAACAAACAAAACAACACACACUUUUGUAUUCAUUCCAGUAAUCGGUUCAUAGAACAUGCAAGAACAGUAGUGGGUGGUUAAUGGAGAAAUCGACAGGCACAUUCCUUUAAGCAGGUGAUAAUUACCACCAGUGAUAGUCAUUACUGCCCAGUUGGUGUUCUCCAGUUAGUCAAACUGCUCGUUAAGUGGUCUGGUUGUCACACUUGGUUGGUAUUUUAGUGAUGUUCCUGUCAAUAGACAGAAAAGUUCUCCCUAAAGAAACACAAGUAGGUGGCGCAAUCUGUGCUUCAAAGCUGCAUCUAAUUAAAAAAAAAAAAAAAAAAGGUGGGAAUAAUAUUCAGCAGAUGCUAACUUUGGAUUUUCAUUUGGAGUAAGCAAAUGGCGAAGAAGGCUUUGGAUAAUAAUAGAAGAAAAAUAUAUAUUUGGAGUUGAAAGAAAGAGCCCUCGAAACGGCUCUUGAUCCAUUAGUUGAUGGGGGGGGGGGGGGGGGGGUUGCUUCCAUGUCUGUCGUUUGUUAUACAAGCCUGUUUUAAACACUAGAUUUCCCACUUUUCCUAUAAAAAUGCAUUCAUACACUGUUCAAAUUAUAAAAUGACAAUCUGUGUUUUAAGCAAAAAUACAUAAAUAAGUAAAUAACUUUGAUGUUUUGCCUGGGUAUUCUUUAUGUACAGUAGAUGCCAUGUCUCUUGUGUUAAAACAAAGUGUACAAAUUAUUGUUGUAUUAUAUAUGCUUGUAAAUGACUAGAAAUUGCUGUGUAUAUUAGUUAUUGGAGUUCACAAUUGCUUUUGCAGCUUUAUUGUAUGGCAGCAGGUCUAAGUAUUUUGAUCAUCCAUGGUAUAUAUUGUUAUUUCAAAUGUAAAUUAUUCCCACCCACAGGCAGUAACUUUACUGUGGAAAUGCUUUCACCUAACCAGAUUUGUUUGGUGUGAUAAUUUUUUCUUCUUGCGAUAAAAUUUAAAUGGAACCAUUAAAUAUUGCAACUUAACACGAGAGGUA